Molecule: messenger RNA, 2371 nt
Organism: Drosophila innubila
Lineage: Eukaryota; Metazoa; Arthropoda; Insecta; Diptera; Drosophilidae
Gene: Ctl1
Product: CTL-like protein 1
Exons: 9
Coding region: 156-2228 (690 amino acids)
Biological process (GO): transmembrane transport
Cellular component (GO): membrane
Molecular function (GO): transmembrane transporter activity
Source: RefSeq, a predicted model, not a curated record
UGUGCCAGCCCUGAAUGCUUUGCGUCCCGUGCUUGCGCAUCCCUGGCAGGCAUUCGCGGUUUUGGUUGUGAAACGAAAAAACUUAGUUGAUGAAAAUAUUGGCUCAAAUCUUAAAAAGAUAAAAGGAAUUAAUAAAAUAAAACAAAUUUAAUAACAUGGGCUGCGCUGAGAGCAAGGACGGUGAAGACGGCGCGCCGAACAACAGGAAUAGGCCAAAAUACCGCACCUGCACAGACGUUUUUUGGCUAGCAGUUUACAUAUUGUUUUGGCUAUUUCUGAUUGUUAUUGCGAUAUUUUCGUUUGUUUAUGGAAAUCCCUUGCGACUUCUCAAUGGCUAUGACUCCUUUGGCAACACCUGUGGCGUUAAGAGCAAUGAACGCUUUCAGAACUUUCCGCUAUCCGGCAAAAAUACGCUCGACAAGCCGGAUCUGUUCUACUUUAAUAUUAAGGAGUUGAAGCAAUCCUUAAAGAUCUGUGUUAAAUCCUGUCCGAAACGAACAUUGAAUGAGCCCAAGGAACUGCUAGGAUAUUUUCAGGAAACGAACACACAGCUCUGCAAAUAUGAUUAUGAUAUGCGGCAAUUGGAUAAGCUGAGCAAAACUGAUAAAACAUUUAAUACCCUAGGACCGUGUCCGACCUUUCCAGUCUACGAAAGUUCUGCGGUGCUGCAUCGUUGUGUUCCUAAACAGUCAUCGGCUGAGAUGAUCGACUUGCUCAAUAACUGGGAUGUUGCUCAACAGUUUCUAGGCGAUAUUUACUCCACCUGGCACAUUAUUGCCAUGGUCUGUGGUGUUUCAUUGCUUAUAUCCAUUGUACUGGUCACCAUGAUGCACUGGCUGUCCCGCGUUGUAUCCUGGCUCAUUUGUGUGCUCGUCAUUGUGGCCAGCGUUGGAUUAGCCGGUGCUCUUUGGUACGCCUACUACAACAUUCGCAAUAAGUCAGCACCCGCAACAUUAUCGCAUCUGGAGGAGUUUCUGCGCAAUAAGGAUGCUGUCUUUGCUUUAGCUGUUAUAGCCACCAUAACUAUGAUCAUUCUGUUAAUCAUCAUUUACUUCCUUAAAAACAAAUUAUCCGGUUUGUCGGCUCUUUUCGAGGAGGCCGGCAUUUGUAUGAUGAAUCUACCUGGACUGCUGGUAGCUCCUCUGUUGGCAUUCCUUGUGCUUAUUGCAUUUCUGGCCUUUUGGGUGGUCGUCGUCAUUUGUCUCGCCACAGCGUCGACGCCAGGCGAUAGUCCUUUGGCACUCUUCCACGGCACAGCAGGUCAUGAACCCCAAGCACUGCCAACCAAUGUGGCCCAGUUGGUCAAUCAGACAGCUCCUGGAAGCGAUCAAAGAACCAUUCCCCGUAUAGAGUAUUUGGACUAUGGAGCUUUGAACAGCAUGUUCUGGGUCUAUGUGGUGGGUCUGAUUUGGACAGUGGAGUUCAUCUUUGCCUGCCAACAAUUUGCACUGGCUGCUGCCGUGGCUUUCUGGUACUUUGGCAAGCCAACAACGACGCCAACUUGGUAUGCCAUUGGCAAAUUGAUUAAAUAUCAUUUGGGCACCGUUGCCAAGGGCUCAUUUAUAAUCACAAUAUUCAAAAUACCGCGACUGAUCUUAACCUAUCUCUAUGCCAAAUUGAAGAAGGGCGAGGACAAGGGCUCCGAAUGUGCUGCCUGCUGCUUAAAGUGCUGCAUUUGUGGAUUUUGGCUGCUGGAGAAGUUUAUACGCUUUCUCAAUCAUAACGCCUACACUGUGGUCGCUAUUGAAUCCAUCAACUUUUGUCCCGCAGCUGGCAUUGCCUGGAAUGCGAUGGCUACUAAUGCACUACAAGUGGCAACGAUCAACAGCAUUGGCGACUUUAUUCUAUUCCUGGGCAAGGUUGUGGUCGCUGCACUUUCCGGCUUGAUUGGCAUCUUUAUGCUGAAGGAUACGCCAGGACUGAACUUUUAUAUGGCACCUGUCAUACUGAUCAUUGUAUUCUCUUUCUUUAUUGCCCACAUUGUGUUGUCGCUCUUUGAGAUGGUGGUUGACACGCUGUUCCUGUGCGUCUGCGAGGAUAAAACAAUUAAUGGUCGUGCUGGACGCUGGGCUCAGAGCAAUCUGGCCAAACUUGUGGGCGAGGAGCCGAUGCAGCCUGGCGAGGAACCGCCGAUUCAGGUGGUCGAGAUGAUGCCCAUCAACAAGCAGCCUUUCAGCAUUACGCGACUGCCACCAACUGACGCUGAGGUUGCUCCAAUGGCGGAGUAAAUUCCAAGAUAAUAUAAAGAUAUUAUUCCAUGCUCCAUAACAUAAAAUGAAACUCAUAACAAACGCACAUCUAACUUGGAUGUCAGGUGAAGGACCAAGGACCCUCCGUAUGAACAAACUCAACGUACAAAACGCAAUGAAAA